Messenger RNA from Solanum pennellii, 1588 nucleotides. RefSeq names its product calcineurin B-like protein 7. Lineage: Eukaryota; Viridiplantae; Streptophyta; Magnoliopsida; Solanales; Solanaceae. The record is from RefSeq and is a predicted model, not a curated record. Gene Ontology annotation, molecular function: kinase binding; calcium ion binding. Bases 493 to 1137 code for a protein of 214 amino acids. Gene Ontology annotation, biological process: calcium-mediated signaling. The transcript has 9 exons.
UAUUUUCUUUUGUUGAACUAAAAAUGUUGUUUGAUUUCUGCAUUUGUCCAUAGAUUCAGUUUGUGAUGAGCAAUGCGGGUUAUUGUGAUUCUUGAAUUCAAUUUUUUUGUUUUCUUGUGUAGUUGGCCUUUUCUUGUUUUUUCUCCAUAAUUUGUCACAGAUGUCGGUCAGAUUUCUGUAAUCUUUUUCCUGGAUAUAAGGUGCAUGUACUGACAGGGGCAUUCUUCAUUGAAAUUUGUGGGUUAGGAAUUGUUAUGGACAAUACCUAUUGUUUUCUCCAAUUUGAAAUCUUCUCUCAAAAUUUUUAAAUCCAAAACUUUAAAACUAAGCCCUAAGAUUGAAAAUUUUGGGUGUGGUUCUGCUUUUAGACUCAAUACUGUUUCUCUAUAGUGUGUUAGUGACCUAAUCUUAAUUGUGGCUGGUGGAUUGUUAGAGGUAGUCUAUCAGGGUCGAUAUUAUACAAUCUUUCGCUAUUACCAUUACUAUGUUCUGAUGGGCUGCUUUCACUCAAAAUCGACACUUCAUUACACACCCGGAUAUGAGGAGCCCACUGUGCUUGCUGCUGAGACACCUUUUACAGUUAGUGAAGUCGAAGCAUUAUAUGAGUUGUUCAAAAGAAUAAGCAGCUGCAUUAUUGAUGAUGGGCUCAUUCAUAAGGAAGAGUUUCAGCUAGCACUCUUCAGGAACCAAAAAAUGGAAAAUCUGUUUGCAGAUAGGAUAUUUGAUCUUUUUGAUAUUAAGCGCAAUGGAGUGAUUGAGUUCGGGGAAUUUGUCCGAUCACUGGGUAUCUUCCACCCAAAUGCGCCAGUAGCUGAUAAAAUGUCAUUUGCAUUCAGAUUAUAUGAUCUAAGGCACACUGGUUAUAUCGAGAGAGAAGAGUUGAAAGAGAUGGUAUUGGCGCUGCUGCAUGAAUCAGACUUGGGUCUUUCAGAUGACGUAGUUGAGAUUAUUGUAGAUGAGACGUUUAGCGAUGCCGAUACAAAGGGUGAUGGGAGGAUAGAUUCAGAAGAGUGGAAGGAAUUUGUUUCAAGAAAUCCUUCUCUUCUAAAGAAUAUGACACUUCCCUAUCUGAUGGAUAUAACUUUAGCAUUCCCCAACUUUGUGGUAAGCUCUGAGGUUGAUGAUUCAGAAAUUUAGACUUGUGCGCGUAAAUACAAGUCUUUGAAGGUCAUGUUAAAUAGCCUCUUCCACACCGGUGUUUGGAUGAUCCAAUUCAAUACAGUGCAAAGGAGUGCCAUAAUCAGAAGAAUAUCAGGUUUUAUAUUGAUUAUUUGAGAUUCACCAAACAAGAUUGAGUUGCUAAAGCAAGAGCUAUCCAAUGUGAUAAAAAGGACAGUAUUUAAGGGGCAAAUCAUGGCUUCUCGGAAUGUUCCCAUUUGGUUAGACUUUUUCAUGAUCAGGCUAGGCUGCUUUUUAAAAAAAAAAUAACAGGGGAUUGUCCAUAUUGUAGUUAGUAUAAGUUAUUCCAGACCCUUCUUUCUUCCUUUUGUAUUCCAGCUUGUAGGCUAGACUUUUGACAGUGGUUGCUGAUUUCUUCUUUAAUCCAAUGAUAUAUCAAUUUGAUUUAACAUCAUUUACUAUUCAUAUA